Molecule: messenger RNA, 2283 nt
Organism: Sungouiella intermedia
Lineage: Eukaryota; Fungi; Ascomycota; Pichiomycetes; Serinales; Metschnikowiaceae
Source: the annotation of a GenBank genome assembly
AUGCUUCUGUCAGUAUUGGCGAGAGGAAUUCCUCGUGCAGCCGUCCAAGCACUGAGGUCCGCAGCUUUGGGUGCUCGUUGGUCGUCUGUUUCGGCCCAGACGCAACCUUCUCAUACCAGCCAAGGUGAACAAAAUGGAAAUGGACACAAGAGACAAAACGGACAGUCUGCAAGAAAAGACAAAGUCGAAGUCAAUUCGCAAGCUCAGAAUGGUGACAAGAACACAUCUAAUGGCGCAAGACCUGCCAGAAGAGGAAGAAACCACAUCUCCAACAGAAAGGUGAGAGACAUUUCAACCCAGGUCAAGCAGUCGGUGUCCACUGCAUCUGGUGCCGAGAUUGGCGAGGCCAUCGAUAUCUUGGAGGAGGGAAUCUCGUACUUGAGAGAAAUCCAAGCGGCCGAGCAAAUCCCCGACGAUUUAUUGUACUCGGUGUUCCAGCCUAUCACAGCAGACCUUUUCGAUAAGAUCCAGAGUGAUGAAGCCGUUUUGGGCCAGAGAACCAUCGGCCUGGUAUUGAACAUGUUGGUCACUCACAAAAUUGCCCACAAUUACCACUUCUUGAAGGCUGCUGAAGCAGCCAUUAAGGGAAAAUCAAAUCUGGAAGCCUACACCGAUGUUUUGCAAAUUUGGCUUACCUACUUGGAGUACACCAAGGAGGUUGGUGUUGGCCGCAUGAACUUUGUCAUCAAGCUGCCUUUUACUGCCUACAAGGAGCGUAACUUUGAUUCCAGAGACUUGCAGAACUUGACCUACUUUGUCUAUGUCAUGCACUGCUUGGAAUCUGGUGUCGACUACUCCGUCAAGGAUGCCAUGAAGCUCUUGCAGAUACUGGAGACCUCGAGAGUGCCUGAAAAAUUCCAUGUGACUGGCACCAUCAGACGCUUGCAGUUGGGAGAGUUGAAGGACGCAGUGGCCCUUUACGAGAAGAAAAUCAACGACAUCAACACCAAGGCAAUGGACCCUAAUGGUACAUUUGUCGCUCAGAGAAUUCAAAAUGCCAUCACCCAGAACAACCCGGUCAUGUUGAAUACCUUGUUUGAGCAGAUGAAAACCGCAUCUGUCACCAAUGAAAUUGCGAUUACCGAACCAACUUUCAACAGAGUCAUGAACGCAUACAUUGAAUUGCACCGCUUUGAUGAGGUCAUUGACAUCUUCAGAGACUUGUUGGCUUCGAAAGGUAAUCCCUCUGUGGCCACCUGGGACUUGGUAAUCAAGGCCAUGGGACACCCUUCCCAUGUGAAGGACUUGUCUGGUCCAGAGAAGAAGCAGAUGGUCGAGAACGUGGAAAAUACCGUCAAGACAAUGUUGGCAUCUGGCGUGGAGAUGAAUGCCAGAACUUUGGCUGUGGUGGUUGGCGCAUUUGCCAAUUUGAAUAGAUUCGACUUGGUAGAUGAGUACUUGAAGGAGUACAAGAAUGUUCCAGUGGUUCAUUUGACUAGAAACAACAUUUUGCUCGGAUUAUUGAGCAAUAAGAGGACGUCAGAGGCCGAAGCCAAAUUGAAGGAGUUUUCUGCUAAAGAUUCCUCCUAUGUGCCAUCUACUAAUGUCAUGAACGGCUUUUUAGCUCACUAUGUGGAUACUGGCAACAACGACGCCGUGGAAGGUAUUCUCACAUACAUGAAGCAGCACGGAAUUGAGGAAAACGUGGCCACCAUGACAACCUUCAUCAGUUACUACUUCAAGAUGUACCGUAGCAAGGGUAUGGUUCCUGAUGUUUCUGCAUUGUUAGCACAGUUGAAGAACAGUAUUCCAUACAACCAGUUUACUGUGACCACCAUCAUUGAUGGUUUGGCCAAGGACGGUGUGAACUUGGAGGCUGCUCGAACCAUGUUCGAACACUUUUGCAAGGAAAACUCUAGAUUUAAGUACAACAUGGGUUUGUUGACUACCAUGAUCCGGGCUGAAUUGGACUUUGGUUCUGUAGCUAGUGCUGAGGAUUUGUUUGAGUUCUACGUGGCCAACUUGCGUAACGAUACCAGACUGUGGAACAUGAUGAUUGCUGCAUUGUUGCCUAAGCAGGAGAAGCUUGCACUUAACUAUUACAAUCGUCUUUUGGAGCAGGCGCCAUUCAAGGUGAAACCAAAUUAUUACACAUACUAUUUCAUGCUUGACCACUUUGUGAAGAGUGGAAACAACCAGCGGAUCCAGUGGACACUUGACGAAAUUGCCAAGGCUGACUUGAGUGAGUUGGGAGGCAGUUUGCCACGGAUGAUUUCACGGUUGAGACUGAAGUUCGAGUUGGCCCCAACGUUGAAAGAGAAGGUGACACAGAAGAGUCUGUAA